Messenger RNA from Amoebophrya sp. A25, 5595 nucleotides. The record is from the annotation of a GenBank genome assembly. Lineage: Eukaryota; Dinophyceae; Syndiniales; Amoebophryaceae.
AGGCGGAACGUCCUGUUGGAACUACUCAGGAAGUUCUUUCUUGCAAUGUUAUUAAGGCAUUAAUAUAUGAGACGCGUAAUACUAAAUCAAUGUAAAGUCCUCGAUUAAUGACGCGAUAAGAUAAAAGCAGUGCGACUGCUAUGAGCACGAAGAUCGAAUGAUCAACAUCGAGUAAGUCAUCUCAAACAGUACUUCAUCUCGAACAGUAGUUCUGUAUUUGUAUUAGCGAAGAAAAGAUGGCUGCUCACCACGCGCAGGUUGAGUGUCACGAGAUCGUGAAGCAGGGAGUGCGGCAUAUAGUGGAAUCAUUUUUUGGCGGCUCUCGAGGAUUACCAAAUCCACUCGAUUUCAGGAUAGAGACGGUACUAUUUUAUGACACUAGUAAUGGUCUCUACGGUAGUAGGUACUACUACGAAGAUUCCCAGUAGUUUUAACAACUACCUGGCUAAAGAAUCAUUCAAUAGUACGGCCACCAUUUCAUUCUUGAGUGCGUUCAUCCACCUCAUCUUCAUGGUGAUCACGACAUCCAAUAGCACGUGUGCUCUGUCUAUUCCAGGUUCCUCACGAUCGUGUGCCUAUCGUUGAAAAAUGGUGCGAAGAUGUUAUGCUCGACGAAAUGGACGAUCCGGCACUAGGCCGCGAAGCAGUAGAAGCACCUCCUGUGCCGGCCGAUCCAGUGCAGAGAGGUUCCUACUCUUACAGGAUAAGUAUAGUACUCUUGAACCUGGACGAUAGAUAUCUUCUUGAUUCUGACUGUGUAAAAUAGAACAACCGGUUAAUCUUUACCUCUGUCACGUAGAUGUAUCCCUUCAAGCAACAGAUUAUAGAAACGGAACCACAUUGAUUAUCAAGCGAUGGAUCAUAGUCUCCAAUCUAAAACAGAGGGAGAGGAGAAGCUACGCAUUGCAUUAAGCGAGUUGGGUUUACCAUCGCACCCAAGCGAGCUAUCAAAGCGGAAGCCGGUUUUGCAGAGCAUGACUGGUCAGUCACAGACUUAUUUUUUGGACUUAUUUGAUGUUGAUAUGAUGUUUAAUUUUGAUUUUGUUUGAUUCCCCUAAGUGCCUUACUAAGUGUCUCGCUAAAAGGGACUUCUCGCUUAAGCGUUUCGUCAAGUGCUUCUUUAUGUGCCUGUCGCUCAAGCGUUUCGUUAAGUGCUUCUUUAAGUGCCUGGCGAAGCACUUAAGGGACCUGUCGCUUAAGUGUUUCGUUAAGCGCCUCGCUAAGUGCUUCUUGAGGCACUCUAAGGGACCUGUCGCUUAAGUGUUUCGUUAAAGUGCUUCUUUAAGUGUUUGGCGAGGCACUUAAGGAAACUGUCGCUUAAGUGUUUCGUUGAGUGCCUCCGGAAGUGCUUCUUGAGGCACUUUAAGGGACCUGUCGCUUAAAUGUUUCGUUGAGUGCCUCGCGAAGUGCUUCUUGAGGCACUUUAAGGGACCUGUCGCUUAAGUAUUUCGUUUAGUGCCUCGCGAAGUGCUUCUUGAGGCACUUUAAGGGACCUGUCGCUUAAAUGUUUCGUUGAGUGCCUCGCGAAGUGUUCUUGAGGCACUUAAAGGGACCUGUCGCUUAAGUGUUUCGUUGAGUGCCUCGCGAAGUGCUUCUUGAGGCACUUAGGGGACGCGUCGCUUAUUUGCCUCAUUAAGCGCCUCGAGGCACUUAAGGGACUUGUCGCGCAAUUCAGAACUUAUUCUUAGCUUCGAGACUCUGACAAGCACUGCUGCUUCAGUGCAUGAGCACUCAUCCAAAACUAUUAGCAUAAUCUUAACUCAUCUUGAAUCAUAAUCCUCAUACCUACCUACCUACCCGAACCACCUUCAGCUGACGCGCUUGCGCAGGAGAAGCGAAGGGUGAAGGAUAAGCUAAAGCAGUAUGACGCAGCAUGGGAAGCGCGCCAUGGUGCACCACCAAAUCGACGAGAAAAAGAACCGAUGCGACCACUCUACACGUACUACAAAGAAGUGAAGGACAUGCUAGAACAACGACCUAGUGAGCCUAGAGAAACGCAAGGAGGGUCUACGCCAUCCACAUGUGCCCCUCAACAUUCUGUUGGAUCACCUGCUGCUUCACCAAGUAUCGGAAUUUCUGCGAGAACUAGUGGGCACGACCCAAGUAGAGGUGGUGGUCUUGCAAAUCCGAACUAUAGUGGGACAGCUGGAGGAAUUAGUACAGCUGUCGGUUCUCCUGGUGUGCAACAACUAGCAGGAGGAUCUGGAGCAGGGGGUACUUCUCUAAGCACAGGAGCUUCCACCAGCAACGUGACAUCAAGUACCAGUGGUCCUUCAACAGGUUCAGGUAAGAACGCUUCAAUAAGUAGCGCUGCAGCUGCGGCUAGUGGUGGAGGUGCAACUAGUGCCGGGAGUACAGGACGCAAUAAUACGUCCUCUCAACCGAAUGGUGGUCCAAACUUUGCGUAUCUUGUACCAAAUAGCGGUAAUGGAGGACAACGUAGUAGUACUCAACUACAGCACAAUCAACACGGUUCUGCAUCUACUGAAGGAGGGUUUGCUAGUGUCACACCCGUAGCCUCAAGUCCGGAGAGCAGUGACAGUCCAGGCGUGUUUCAAUAUAAUUCAGCUGCUGACGACGCGCCCUCAGUUGGAGAAAGGCGUGGCGGGUACUAAUGUUUUUUGGAAAAAGCUUUUCUCAUCAACAUGCAAAAUCGAGAGAGUUAUAGAAGAGGAAGAUGCUUCAUAAUACUACUCAUGCUGGUAUUUUUUGUCUAAGGGGUCUAAUAGACACUUAGCUUGUAUUUUUCCAGCAGCUAACUCUAACGUGUACCACCUUACCAACAUAAACAUUCCCUCACAGUCGCACCCACCUUGCUGACGGAGCCACAAGGAUGUCGCAGCACCUUGACGUGUAUCCAUCGAGGUCGCCAGAGGGUUUAGUAGGGAAUCGAUCACCAGGAACAAGAACUACUGCAGGAGGAGGGAACUCCGAACUGAUUGCUAAAAAACAGGAGCUACAAGCGGAAAAAGCUCAGAUACGCGAUAGAUUGCAGAAGUACUCACUUUGUUUUAACUUGGAGUUGUGGCUCUUUCCGUAAUACAAUCCUCUGAUGUAAGUCCUGUCUCGCUUCCUUGGGCCGGAGACUCGUAGUAGGUGGCCCAAAAAAGGACUUGGGCGGUCAAAUCCGCGCCAUGUGUAAUCUUCUCGGCGUCCAGUCUGAGCUCGUAGCUCUUGGCCAGCAGUAUGCCGCUGGCGCCGCUGAGAGGUACAAAAGCCAGCACUCUGCGUCUAGUGUCAAGCGACGCCGCGAAGGCGCCGAUGGUGGCGGCUCCAUCGUCCCCGCCGGGGGAGGGGCGGCUCCAUCGUCCCCGCCGGGGGAGGAAUUGCCAGCGCUUUGCUUGCAGGACAAGACGGCGAAGAUGAUGAGGGGGAAAAGUGGGGCGCCGAUCAGGCCGGCUUCUUCGCUAAUGAAUUCCCCGACACGGAUGACGAAGGUGGCGAUGAGCACCGGGGUGGCAGAAAUGCACCAGCCUCAGGAGGUGACGGCGCCGGGAGUGAGGUCGGUGGUGCUGACCGGUUCGGCGUCUCGUCAUUCAUAGGGAGCGCCGCCAAACCUGCGGCGACAACACGCAGCGGCCGGGCCUGUGUCGCUGCUGCCGCCACCGCGGGGGCCCCGCCUUCUGCGUAUGGUGAUGGUGAUGACGAUGCCCGGCUCAUACUCUCAGAUGAAGAGAAUGACGCGGGUCCAAUGCCUCUCGGAGCCUCUGCGGCGGUUGUUGAUGAAGAUCACCGCGACGGCGCUUCGUCUAUCAUUCGCGGACUUACCACGGCAUCCCCUCACUCCUAACCACAAUCGACGUCGCUGCCGUGGUGCAUGCUAUUACUCGCCUGUCGAAGGGUGUCCGCCCUUCUGACAUUCUAGCCAACAGCUCGGCGCCCAUGGCUUGGAGCGCCGAUAGCGGUUCGGAGAUGUAUGAGGACCGACGGGACAUCCCCGACGAGCAUUUCGCCAAGGUCUUACGCCGGUUGGUCGCUGCUAUGGUAUGCGGCCCGAACAGGGCAAGAUAAAGGAGCGCAGCCGUUACACAUCUCCGGCGGAAGUCGCUGACGCCAUUCCGUCCAGUCGAGGCGUCGCCACCUUCCAGGCGUCGCCCCCUUCAACCUGUCGGGCUUAUUUCGAUCUUGUCAAAUCUCGGCCGCCUUCUUUCGAGGGUGAGCACUGGCUCGCAGACGUUCGCAGCCUCGUCGGUGCUGGUCGUUUCAUCGCCGACAAGUCGCCCGCCAAAUCGCUCGCGGGUGUUCUGGGUGUGCUUUGGGAUACUUUGACAGAGGCGGCAGAGGCCCCGCAUGGGCAUACUGGCCGGCGAAGGGAGCCCAAGACCAAGCAAACCCAACAGGGACAAACCUGCACAAGCCUGCGCGACUUCGGUCAAACCUGCGCGACUUCGGUCAAACCUGCGCCGCGCCGUAUUAAUUACCUUGGGACUGCGCUGGUGUUGCUUUUUUACACUUACAAAAUAUCCGGCCCCGUUUUCUGCUCUCUUGCUCCGCUGCUACGAUUACACCGGACUGGCCUGGAGUCGGUUUUUUGGGAGAAAGUACCGAGCGAGCCACCAGGCGACAUUAUUGCGCUUGCAGUUUCCGAAUUCAGACAGGUCCUGUCUUCUUUAACCACAAAAAUGAAGUCACCCAACGAACUUGAGGCCACACUCUCUUUCUCUCUAUCACUACCACCAGGUACCAAGACGAUUUUUUUCAACGGAAUAAGCGGAAAAUCAAAUAUCAUCGCGACAUAUUGCCGAUUGAAAAAGAUUACAAGGAUUACAAGGCGAUCAAGAGGCAAAUGGCCGAAAUUGAUAGCUGGAUGGCCCUUGGAAGUCCUGGAACAGGGUAACAAUAUUGAUAGAGAUAGACAUGUAGAUGUUACUGACAAUACAUACUUAAAUACUUUCACUCACUAAUAGCUAGCUCUGGAUUACUUAUUGCUUACUAAUUCUUCGCGCAAAGAGAAAGAGAAUCAAAUGAAAGUGAUUCUCGAUAGUUGGUUCUGGAUUACUUAUUGCUUACUGAUUCUGCUCCAUCGUGAUCUGAGAGGCUCAUGAAGUUCUGGAUUACUUAUUGCUUACACCCAAUAAUUGUCAUCUCCGAAGCAGGGAUGAUGGAUAGAUGUUCUUAGUUCUGGAUUACUUAUUGCUUACUGUGAUCUUAAUGGAUCUGAAUUCUGGAUUACUUAUUGCUUUUCUGGAUGAUUCCGCGCCUGUGCUGUGGUCGUUGAAGCGGGUUCGAAAUAUCACGACUGACCUCGAUGUUCAAGGGGUCUAGCAGCGCACUUGAUUAAUACCAAGAACGAGUAUACAUAGAAGGAUGAUAAUAGAAACAUAGAUGAGCGAGCUGUCGCCUCGCACGCUAACAUCGUGAUACGAGCAUCUGUAAUAAUUUACUGGGACAUGAUAUUGAAGUAAGCGUACUGAAAAACUUGUAUACUUUCGUCGCAAAGAAGAACAGCUGUGCUAGUGCCAUCAGCUGACGGCUGUGGUAGGUGUGAAGGACCUCACUCGUAUGUUGAUGAGACAAAAGCUAGAAUUCAUGCCACAAAUAUGACCAAAGUUUGGGAGACCACGAACGCGCGGAUAAAAUGCGCAUGAGCAGAUG